UAAAAACUUGGUUAUAUUGUGCAGCGCGAGGGAAGAUCACAUCUUUCGGUCCAAUUGAAACGGAGGCCACAUUACCUGACCCAAGUACUUAAACUAUUUGGACGCCACCCACAACUACACCCACAACCAUUGGCCCUGUCCGCCGCCAGCGAAGAUACCGAAAAUGGUGGACGCUGCCAGACAAAUGCUCGAUGAGCUAAUGGGCCGCAAUCGGAACCUGCAUCCAUCGGAGGCAGGACUCAAGGUGAACUGGGAGGAUCCAGAGUUUUGUCAGUUUUACAACGUGAAGUUCUGCCCGCACGAUCUCUUCAUCAACACACGGGCCGAUCUCGGUCCCUGCGCCCGCAUUCACGACGAGGAGGCCAAGCACCUGUACGAGGAGGCGCGUCCGGCACGGAAGCGCCAGUACGAGGAUGAGUUUCUUCGCUUCUGCAACGUGAUGCUACACGACGUGGACCGGAAGAUUCAGAAGGGUAAGCAGCGUCUGCAACUAAUGCAGCGAGAUCACCCGCCACCGACGCUGCAAUUGAGCAAGCAUCAGGACCAGUUGAACACCCUGAAUGCCCGCAUUAACAAGCUGCUGGCGGAAGCCGAAGAGGCUGGUAUCCGCGGUGACGUUGACCAGGCCCAGGAUCUGAUGACGCUCUGCGAGGAGGUCAAAGAAGAGAAGGAGCAGCUUCUGCAGCAGUACGAUGCCAGCCGCAAGGCAAGCAGCAAGAUGAUCGCCCCGGACCCGUCCAGUGCGGACGAUCCCAUACACAGUCCAAAGACAAGCUUCUGCGAUGUCCCAGUGAUCCACGACAGCACACAAGCCCCAACUCCAACUACAACAAUAAACCCAGCCUCCAUUGAUUUGGCCGGCGAAGCAGCAGUAGUGGCACCAGCAGCAGCCUCCCCAACCGAAGUGGACCCAGAAAGCACUGGAUGUAAAGCAGGCCCUGGAUCAGGAGCAGAUGGGGAGGAGAAGUCGGACAAUACAGACAACAAGUCUCAGUCAAAUUGGUCACACGAAGCCCUGCCCGAGAAGCAAAUGAAGGUGUGCGAGAUCUGCGGUGCCUUUCUUAUUGUGGGCGAUGCUCAGCAGCGAAUUGAAGACCAUCUGAUGGGCAAGCAACACCUGGGAUACUCUAAGGUGCGCAACGCGGUGGCCGAAAUCAACGACGAGCGGCAGAAGGAGCGCGACCAGGAGCGCGAGCAGGAACGCGAGCAGGAGGAACGAAGACGGCGCGAGGGUCGGGGCCAGCGCUUUAACUCAUACGACAAUAGACGCGAGCCGCGCGAAUAUCGGGAGCGCAGUCGUGACUAUGUGCAGAGCCGCCAGACCUCAGACAGACGACAUCAUCACCACAAGUCGCACCACGGCCACACAUACUCGCGCAACGGCAGCAAUAGCAACAACAACAACCGGAGCAGACAACACAACCACAGUCAUAGCCACUAUCGACAAGAGAGCCGCGAACGGCACGCUCGCAGUCGCAGCCGCAGUCGCUACUAGAGACCAAAAACGAUAAGAUGGCUAGCGCUUAAGCUGAAACUCUAGGCCAGAAGACGAAGCAACACGAACUCAGCCAUAUCCGCGAUCCUUGUAGCUAACCCAAUGUACCCAACGUAUCCACGCAUCCACAACAAGCACCUGGCAAUGUGCCCGAGUCAUCGUCCCUUCCUCAUCGCUGCUGCAACCGCAACCCAACCCGAAAGAGAAACUGAAACCGAAGAACAAACAACACCAUCGAGGUACUCCAAAAAUAAUUAACAAAAUUUCAAGUAAUAUGUAUCAGAACAGUAAAAAAAAGAAACAGAAUCAGAGUGAAUGAGAGUGCAGCUGGCAGGAGAGAUAAGAUCCUUGCCAGAGCAAGGUCAAUAAGGUGAGUCACCCACCGUACCGCACCGUACCGUACCAUACCGUACUUUAUCACUUCACACCGUAAACAUACCACAAGCUCUAUAUUGUUUAAAUAUAAAUGAUUCCUGUGUACGCAUACCAAAA
This is a messenger RNA of Drosophila persimilis, 1987 nucleotides long. Its product is annotated as luc7-like protein 3. Gene Ontology annotation, biological process: mRNA splice site recognition. NCBI's taxonomy places the organism in Eukaryota, Metazoa, Arthropoda, Insecta, Diptera, Drosophilidae. The record is from RefSeq and is a predicted model, not a curated record. Bases 164 to 1495 code for a protein of 443 amino acids. Gene Ontology annotation, molecular function: mRNA binding. Gene Ontology annotation, cellular component: U2-type prespliceosome; U1 snRNP. The transcript is spliced from 4 exons.